Molecule: messenger RNA, 891 nt
Organism: Phaeodactylum tricornutum CCAP 1055/1
Lineage: Eukaryota; Bacillariophyta; Bacillariophyceae; Surirellales; Neidiaceae
Exons: 1
Biological process (GO): rRNA base methylation; tRNA methylation
Molecular function (GO): iron-sulfur cluster binding; RNA methyltransferase activity
Source: RefSeq, a predicted model, not a curated record
GUUCAUGAAUCCGUUGCAGCAGAUGGGACGACGAAAUUAUUGCUUCAAUUGGUUGACGGAUUGCAAGUAGAGACUGUAAUUAUUCCAUGGGAUGAACGUCAACGGAGUACGCUGUGUGUUUCGUCACAGGUUGGUUGUCGACAAGCCUGCACUUUUUGUUUGACGGGCCGGAUGGGAAUUCUGCGUUCCCUUUCAGCAGACGAGAUUCUGGUACAAGUUCUACUUGCUAAACGUGCCUGCCGAGAAAACAACAUAUACCCUAUCGACAAUAUUGUUUUCAUGGGUAUGGGGGAACCGGCAGACAAUACGGAUGCUGUUGUGCGAGCCGCAAACGUUUUGACACACCAGCAGCAAUUCCAACUGACACCAAGGCGAAUAACCAUCUCCACGGUCGCCCCGUCUCCAGACGCGUUCCUGAAACUAGGCAAAGCGCCUGUCGCUUUGGCAUGGAGUGUCCAUGCGUCCAGGGAAGCGGUUCGCCGAGAGCUUGUUCCGACGACAAAGUAUACUAUGGAGGAGCUUCGGGAAGGCUAUAUCAAAGCGCUCCUUGAUCGCUCGAGAAGUAUGAGGACCACAAUGUUGGAAGUCACCCUGUUGGAUAAAAUUAACGAUUCUCUGGAAGAUGCUGAGCAUUUAGCGGAUUUUUGCCAACCGCUUUUAAAGAGUGUCCCUGGAAUAAAACUGGUGGUCAACUUGAUACCCUGGAAUGAUAUUUCCGCCUCGUUUGGACCUGCUUCAGUUUACAGGAAACCGACAACAGAACGCAUUGGUGAAUUCCAGAAAGCUCUUAUCGGCCGAGGAAUUCUUUGCUACGUGCGGACAACUCGCGGUGAUGACGAAGGCGCCGCUUGCGGCCAGCUCGCGACUACUAACAAGGUGAAACAUAAAUAG